Molecule: messenger RNA, 888 nt
Organism: Penicillium roqueforti
Lineage: Eukaryota; Fungi; Ascomycota; Eurotiomycetes; Eurotiales; Aspergillaceae
Product: SDR family NAD(P)-dependent oxidoreductase
Exons: 2
Coding region: 1-888 (295 amino acids)
Molecular function (GO): oxidoreductase activity
Source: RefSeq, a predicted model, not a curated record
AUGUCAGCUCAAGAAAGUAACCGGAGCUUUAAGCUCGAACACCUUUUCGGGCUGAAAAACAGAGUCGCACUUGUCACGGGUGGAGGUUCAGGCAUCGGCUUGAUGGCCACUCAAGCUCUCGCCGUGAAUGGUGCUAAAGUCUACAUCACCGGUCGCACAGAGGAAAAGUUGGACCGUGUUGCAGAUUUAUACUCGAAGGAUAUUCCUGGCCAGAUUGUCCCAAUCACUGCCGAUAUUACCUCCAAAGAGUCGAUUCAGAAGCUAGUCGACGAGAUAUCCGCGAAGGAGUCGAAACUGCACAUUUUGAUCAACGCCGCCGGUAUUAGCUCUCCACAUCUGAACACAGAUCAGGACAACCCCAAAGCAUUGCAGGAAGAGCUGUUCAAAAACCAGAGCACGAUCCAGGAGUGGGAAGAUGUCAUGCGGACUAAUGUCACACACCUUUUCUUUACCACCACUGCCUUUCUACCCUUGCUGAGCAAGGGAUCAGAGGAUGAGUAUGGAUGGUCUAGCACAGUUGUCAACAUCUCGUCGAUUUCAGGUCUCCUAAAAACAGCCCAGCGUCACUUCGCAUACAAUGCUAGUAAGGCGGCUGCAAUUCAUCUCACCAAGAUGUUGGCCUACGAGAUUGUUUCCUCGCAAAUCAAAAUUCGUGUAAACAGUAUCGCACCCGGGGUCUUUCCGACCGAAAUGACGGCCCAUGGGAGUGACAAGAAACAAAAGAGCACAAUUCCCAAAGAGAGGUUUGAAGGCAAAAUCCCUGCCGGACGGCCAGGGAAAGAUGAAGACAUGGCAACUGCUGUGUUGUUUACUGUCUCGAAUCAGUAUCUCAAUGGUCAAACUAUUGCCGUCGACGGCGGGUACUUGCUGGCAACGGGCACAAUCUAA